Messenger RNA from Nymphaea colorata (pocket water lily), 2309 nucleotides. RefSeq names its product arginine--tRNA ligase, cytoplasmic-like. Gene Ontology annotation, cellular component: cytoplasm. Gene Ontology annotation, biological process: arginyl-tRNA aminoacylation. Lineage: Eukaryota; Viridiplantae; Streptophyta; Magnoliopsida; Nymphaeales; Nymphaeaceae. The coding region runs from base 63 to 2018 and encodes 651 amino acids. The record is from RefSeq and is a predicted model, not a curated record. The transcript is spliced from 18 exons. Gene Ontology annotation, molecular function: ATP binding; arginine-tRNA ligase activity.
CGCAUUAUGCUCUAGGGCAACGGUCCUGGGAGGGAAAGAAGUGAGCGGCGGGCCAAUAAAAAAUGAGCGCCGUCGCUACCUGUGCUCUUUCUCCCUCUCCCGCGGUCUCUCCCUCCUCCUUCCUCUCGAUUAAUCGCCGUCUCCGACACCACCCGACAGGUUGCUUUCGGGAGACUUCAAUAAGGUUCGUAAAAAAUUUCAGGGUUUCGAAUAUGAGCACCGAUGCAUCUGCACCGCCUGCAAUUCAAGAGCAAGCCAAGGAUGAAACUGGAAGUGUUAAGCAACUACUCUCUAAUUUGUUUAGAGUGUCUCUUAAGGAAACAAUUCCUGAUGAGCCCAACGUAGAGCCAUUGGUUGCUAUUUGCACUGCAAAGUUUGGUGAUUAUCAAUGUAAUAAUGCUAUGAGCUUGUGGUCCAAGAUAAAAGGAAAGACAACCCAAUUUCGAAACCCUAAUGCCAUUGGCCAGUCAAUUGCAAAGAAUCUUCCUGCAUCUGAAAUGAUUGAAUCGACUUCUGUUGCUGGACCUGGAUUUGUGAAUGUCAUGCUGUCUAACAAAUGGAUUGCCAAGAGAAUAGAGAUGAUGCUGGUAAAUGGAAUUGAUACUUGGGCACCCGUUCUACCUGUCAAAAGGGCAAUUGUGGAUUUUUCAUCACCAAAUAUUGCAAAAGAAAUGCAUGUGGGUCAUUUGAGGUCCACCAUCAUUGGUGAUAGUAUAUCUCGGAUGCUAGAAUUCUGUAAAGCGGAUGUCCUUAGACGAAACCAUGUCGGUGAUUGGGGUACACAGUUUGGCAUGUUGAUUGAGUACCUUUUUGAAAAGUUCCCAAACUGGGAGGAUGCUGGUGAACAAGCCAUUGGUGAUCUCCAAGAAUUUUACAAGGCAUCAAAGAAGAAGUUUGAUGAUGAUGCAGCAUUCAAGGAACGAGCACAGCAAGCUGUGGUUCGUCUCCAGGGUGGGGAAGCUAAGUAUAGGCAGGCAUGGCAGAAAAUCUGCGAAAUCAGCCGUCGGGAAUUUGAUCAGGUUUAUCAACGCCUAGGGGUUCACUUGGAGGAAAAGGGUGAGAGUUUUUAUAAUCCCUACAUUCCUGGCGUUCUUGAAAAACUGCAUGAGAAGGGGCUAAUUGAGGAAAGUGAAGGUGCCAGAGUGAUCUUCAUUGAGGGUCAAAAUAUACCAUUGAUUGUAGUUAAGAGAGAUGGUGGCUAUAACUAUGCUUCGACUGAUCUUUCUGCUCUCUGGUACCGCCUCAAUGAAGAGAAAGCUGAGUGGAUAAUAUAUGUUACUGAUGUGGGACAAUCACAGCAUUUUGAAAUGUUCUUUGCGGCUGCCAAACGUGCUGGGUGGCUCCCUGUUGGUGAUGGUGCCUUCCCUAAAGUAGACCAUGUUGGGUUUGGCCUGGUACUUGGUUCAGAUGGAAAACGUUUCAGGACCCGUAGCACUGAAGUCGUUCGUUUAGUUGAGUUGCUUGAUGAAGCCAAAAACCGAAGCAAAGAAGGACUUGUUACACGUGGUCGAGAAGAAGAAUGGACUGCUGAAGAGCUGGAGCACGCUGCUGAGGCUAUUGGUUAUGGUGCUAUAAAGUAUGCAGAUCUGAAAAAUAAUCGGCUGACUAAUUACACAUUCAAUUAUGAGCAAAUGUUGGAUGUUCGAGGAAAUACUGCUGUUUACCUUCUUUAUGCACAUGCUCGCAUUUGUUCCAUUAUCCGGAAGUCCGGUAAAGACAUAGAGGAGCUGAAGAAUAAGGGAGGAAGGAUCCAUAUCGUGCAUGAUAAUGAACGCAUAUUGGGUAUUCAUUUGAUCCAGUUCUCUGAGAUAGUAGAGGAUGCUGUCACUAAUCUCCUUCCGAACACAUUAUGUGAAUACCUGUACAACCUAUCAGAAAAUUUCACAAAGUUUUACUCCACUUGCAGGGUGGUGGGAUCAGAGGAGGAGAUAAGUAGAUUAUUGUUAUGCGAGGCCACUGCAGUUGUAAUGAGAAUAUGCUUCCAUCUCCUUGGAAUUGUGCCACUCUAUAAAUUAUAGACGUAAGGGAGGGUUUAUCUCUCACAGUUGAGUCCUAGAAUUGAUUAUGAAUGGACAUGUCGAUUUUCUUUAGUUAGCAAUAUUCAAGUUAUUUAGAUUGUGGCUUGCCAAAGCAUCCACAUCUCUCACUUUUUCUUUUUCAGUUCACAAAAAAGUAGGAAAAGAUGCUUUACAUAAUUUAGUACACAACCCGUCCAUGCUUUGAUGGGCUUGGGAAGACGUGAAGGUGAAGCUGUAUUUUUUGGCCACUGGUAUUUGUGGAAAUUAAUAUAUAUGUUGUCUUCAUGCCUA